Molecule: messenger RNA, 2553 nt
Organism: Pyrenophora tritici-repentis Pt-1C-BFP
Lineage: Eukaryota; Fungi; Ascomycota; Dothideomycetes; Pleosporales; Pleosporaceae
Source: RefSeq, a predicted model, not a curated record
AUGCAAGUCCAACACCAACCCUUGUGUGUGCCGUUGGAGGAUGUCCCCCUCUUAGUUACUACGGCCGACACCUCAUCACAGCAGCGAGUCGUUCUACAAGAGCGAUCAGUUAAUCAGUCCCACGAGUAUUAUGGCAGCACUACCUCUUUGCAGCUAAAGCAGCAUGGCAGUCCUAGCCCAACAGAGAAUGCACACGCACAACGAACUACCGCAGCAGGCGCCUACUAUACCGGCAAUGUGCAUGCAAACCACGUUGGAUUGGCCGGCUUUGGUGUUGAAAAGUCGGAGAAACAUAUCAGAUAUGAACUCGACCGGAUAUACAGGAUGUUGGCGCGAUCAGACAAGUAUCAAAAGUACCGCGAGAAGCAACCUGUCCUUAGUCCUGCCGAAGUCAUCGCAAGAGAUGCGGCGGAGGAGAAGGAGCGAGCAAGAAAAGAAGCAGCGGGCGAGAAACCGGACAAGAAGGAUAAUACCGUGUGGCCAGAUUUCUUGGAGCACGCAUUUUGGAGAGGCAAACUGCGAGGACGAAACGAACUGAUCCAGAACUCGAUUUCCAGAGACACGGGCAUCCGUCGGGAUCGCAAGCGGGUAUCUAGUCACUUGCAAGUGCUCAAAGGAAAGCUGGAAGGCUUCAACUUCGGUCAGUACCCGUUCCUCCUUGCCUACAUCUCUCUACCAGAAGACUCAAAGAAGCGCCGCCGCGGGGAAGUCGCCUCUCAGGUAUAUCAUUCGUCGCACCUGCGUGCCCGCCAACAUGCGCAGCGCACGGAUUCUGUUACCAAAUAUGAGCAUGAUACGUCCUCACUGCACCUUUGGCCGCAUCUGGGUGGCUCGGACCUUUCUCUAGGCGUAGCUGCGCGGAGCGAAUCGUCAUCGCCUUUUACUGUGACCGAGUUUGCCAUGACAGUAGAUGGCGAGCAUCAGCCUGUGCAUUGUUUCACAAAGAUGCACUCCAACGGCAGACUUGAUAGUUUGGACAUUGCAGACUUCAAGUCGUGGCACCGUCAAUAUCCCGAGUUCGACUUUCUACAAGCUGAAACAGAGACUUGGGCUAGGCAUGACCGGAAGGUGCUGGUUUGCGAUUCAUCUAUCAAGGUGAUGACUGAAGCACGACCAAAAGCUAACCUUACCAUCACGUUCGAUCUUCAUUCGCAGGUCAAUCUUUCAGCGCUUGCUUCUCUUGAAUGUACCACUCGCUUUUACGACAGUGGAGAUAUUGCUUCGAAUCCACAGCUCGAUCCAACAAAGCAUGAGCAAAAGGAACAUCGCACGUCUUGCGAAUAUCACCCAGACCCUCGAGGCUCGUCGGGCCAUCUACGUAUCGCUUUUGGAUCACCAUUCUGGGUAAUGCGCCUAGCCAAGUAUCAGAACCUAAGACACAAAGACGAGAAGUCUGUAAGGGAUUCCUUACUACGCCUGACAGCAACGCAAGACAUAUACGGUAUCAUGCCUGGCACAGGCGAUGCUCAAUGUCUUUUCACGAUCCUGUGGAGAUUCCAGCAGACUAGGAAUUCUGCAGAGGUGGGCAGUAUGAAGUGGCGCUCGGUCAGCCUCGCCCGCUGUCAACCGGCCAUCGAGCAGAGGUGGUGUCAAGAGAUGGAGUACAAGACUGAGGUCAUGGAGAGGGAUCAUGAGGAGAUAUUGGAUGAUCCUACCCCCGCAACGGCGGAUAUAUCGCUCUACCAGCAAGCUUCACAGCUGCCCUUGGAUUUUGCGCAUCCCCAUGCAGAUCACCCGUACGGAGUGCAAUCUCAUCAGGAGCACCCGCCUCCGUCGCUCUCCCUCGACAUUCUCGCCUCCAUGCAACCGGAUCUAGAACACGUUGAUGCUUCAGCGACCACUACCGCAACCGAAUUCUCUCGACAAAGCUUUGCGCUUUCACACACGCAAGAUUUGUUGCCCUCUAAUGCACACAAUGAUUUCGACUUUGACGGUGGCCACAUCACCAUUAGUGGUGCUUUCGAGCCUGCCAUCAACCUAUCAGCAUACGACAGUUUCGGCAUUGCGAGCCAGAGUACAGGCCUCGAGAGCCUGCAUGCGCUUGCUGGUCUAGAACACGAUGAACUGGCCAACAUGGGACUUGCUGUUGGUGAACAUGGACAAUUGGUUGCUGUUGAUACAAGCAGUCAUAUGCAAGACCCCACUGACUUGGCUUGCUACUCAACAAAGCUCAAUUGGCAUCACGCAGAUCUUAUCUCGCAUCUCGAAAACGCCGCGGAACAGUAUCACCCUUAUCUCACACACGACGAUCACGAGCAAUCCAAACAAGGCCAUGAGGUGAUUCAUGCCCACGACAUAUAUCAGCAAGUCAACCAAGAAGAAGGUUUGGUCGUGCAGGGUCUUCAUGAGGCCCAUGCCAGCGUCAAUCAAGGUCUCUGGGAUUUACAGGGUCUACAGAGUCCCUUUGAAGGAGAUACAGGGGGUGGGGCUAUCAACGAGGUGGAUUGUCGGAAAGAACAGUCCCACGGGCUAGGUUUUGGAGUGUUGGAUUUAAUUGAGACCAGAGAAGUAGGAGCUACUAGACAUGGGGACGAUCUGCUAAUGACGAAAUGA